UGACAAUCGCAGUACGUGGUGAGAAAUCUUUUUGUCAAGUGAAAUUAUGCAACGACAUCAAGAUCGGACUAGCCCAGAAAUCUGGCGCCAAACCAAUGGUCACGUUGAUGCAUUUGUAUCUAGAGCAAGUGCCCACUGACUUACUUUUCCAAUACUAUGAUUGCAGGUACUGAAUGGCUUCUCAAAUAGAUGGAUGUCGGGAUACGGUUGUCCUAGCGGACCCAGAAGGCAGUGGUCUCUAUAACAACGUCGAAGCCUGUCUUUGUUGGCUACCUGACAAUAUCUCAUGCACAUUCAGGUCAGGCACGGCGUAAUGUACGCCCAGAGAGAAGCUGAAGGCACCAAACGAAGGCAUCAAGUUGACACAGUAGUCGAGGGGACAGAAAUCGACCGGACGACGAACAACAUCGACCCUGCGCUCCUGAUUAUAGAUGACACGUUCCGGAUAACUGACGUUGAAGCCGUCGCCAUGUCCCGAUACCUCGUUCAAAAUGACGACCUAUUUCUGGGCUCCAGCAACGCCUGCAAUUUGGUGGCAUGCAUCAAAUUCGCAAAGAUAAAUGGCUGGCGGGAAGGCCAAACACUUGUCACGAGCUUGUGCGACUUUGGUAAUAGACAUUACUCCAAGGAACGAUGGUUACUUGCGUAAAGCUAAUACCCUAGUCGACCGCAGUCUAAUCGAUGAUCUGAUCGCCCAACCUGGUUCUGGAGUUUUU
Messenger RNA from Suillus paluster, 716 nucleotides. RefSeq lists its product as uncharacterized. Gene Ontology annotation, molecular function: cysteine synthase activity. The record is from RefSeq and is a predicted model, not a curated record. The coding region runs from base 287 to 649 and encodes 120 amino acids. The transcript has 5 exons. Gene Ontology annotation, cellular component: cytoplasm. NCBI's taxonomy places the organism in Eukaryota, Fungi, Basidiomycota, Agaricomycetes, Boletales, Suillaceae.